Molecule: messenger RNA, 939 nt
Organism: Durusdinium trenchii
Lineage: Eukaryota; Dinophyceae; Suessiales; Symbiodiniaceae
Source: the annotation of a GenBank genome assembly
AUGGCGCUUGGGGGAACUGGGGCGAAUGGUCCAAGUGCACCUCCACCUGCGACAGCGGCUUCCGUGUGCGACACCGAGAUGUCAUCCAAAGGCCCAACAGUUGCGGUAAGCCUGCAGUGGGAUGAGUACCAGGUGUGCACUGAUCAGCCACCUUGCACCGCCGACAGCGACUGCUUGCUGGCUGAGUGGGGUGAGUGGUCGGCGUGCUCCUGCAGCUGCUACGGUGUCAAGGAGCGUCAUCGGCGCAUCGAGCAGUUUGCCAAGGCUGGCAAUGGCAAGUCCUGCGGCGCAGUUGCUCUUGGGCACUCCAUGACGACGAUGAAUCAGUGGGACAAUCAGGGAGGCUAUGCCUCGCAGAACGGCUAUACCUCGCAGAACGGCUAUACCUCGCAGCGAGUGACCAUUUCUGGAGGCUUUGCAGCCUUGGAGGAGGUGUCAGCUUGCAACCCCUUGCCUGGAGGCCUCGCACCACUGCACUGUGGACCUUUGCAGAAGCGUCCUUGCGAUUUUGCUCCGUGGGGGGAGUGGGGCGAAUGCUCAGCCACCUGCGAUGGCGGAAUGCGCGAGCGCAGCCGCCACAUCAAAACGCCCAACAGCAACGAUGGGGACUGUGUUUGGGGUGCUUGGUCCGACUGGGGUGAUUGCUCCAAAUGUGGUGGUCAGCGCUACCGCCAGCGUAGUGUCAUCCGGAUGCCCAACGAGUGUGGCAAAUUGUGCGACCCAUCUGUGGCGAAAGAGGUCGGAGACUGCACCAGCCACUGCGAGGAUGAAGGCUUUUGCGGCUGGUCGCAGUGGAGUUCUUUAGGCGAUUGCAGUUCCACGUGCGGCACUGCUGUCACCUGGCAAGACUGCACUGAUCGCUCAUCUCUACAUAACAGCUUUUUGCAGCCUUUAGCAUGUGCUCGUAAGAAUGAGUUCCGGUGCCUUUGUCCUUCAUAG